UAUACACACACUAUUUAUAGAGCAGAGAAAGACUUGUGUGUUAAAGGUCUGUUGUGAUUAGUGAGAUAGUUAAAGAUGAUCGCAUACUUUUAUAUAGUUUUAUGAUCAUUCUUAAACAUCUUUCAUGUUUCACUGAUGAAAGGAAGUCAUUCAGAUUUGGAACGACAUGAAAUAGGUCUUUCCAGUGUGCCCUGUUGAAUGUUGGCACCGGCGGGCAGCAGGAUCAGACUGCAGCUGUCAGGAACUCUGUCCUCGUGUCCCAGAACACAAACAGAACCACAAACUGGGCCGUGAGAACAGCAGCAGAACAGAGUCUAAUACGGACACGAGAACACAUGCGCUGUGAAAGUCACGUCGACAGAUGACUCAGAUUAGAGCUGCAACAAACAACCAUUUCGAUAAUUGAUAAAUUUAUCCAUUAAUACCUCAAAAAUGAAGGCUAUAAAACAAACCAAAACACAAUGGCACUGACCAAAUGUUCACAAUGACAUAUGUUUGUCUAAUGCCUUUAUAGAAGGGUGUUUCUUAAAAUUCUGGCACUUUUAUCACCAUGGAUUUCUAGAAAGAAAUUUUCACACUCUUACUAGUUGAUUUAAAUUAUCUACUAACAAUGUGCAACAGUGUGUGUUCAUGCAUCACAGGAGAUUUAUGUCAUUUUUGUGUCAUUUCCCACACAGUCUCAAAUUCUGUAUUGUGUUUAAUAGAAUUCUGUGCUGGAAAUGACAUUUGCAACCUUUUUCUUUCUUUUUUUUUUUCUCCCCAAUUUGGAAUGCCCAAUUCCCACUACUUAGUAGGUCCUCGUGGUGGCACAGUUACUCACCUCAAUGCAGGUGGCAGAGGACAAGUCUCAGUUGCCUCCGCUUCUGAGACCGUCAAUCCGUGCAUCUUAUCACGUGACUCGUUGUGCAUGACACCGCGGAGACUCACAACAUGUGGAGGCUCAUGCUACUCUCCACGAUCCACGCACAACUUACCGCACGCCCCAUUGAGAGCGAGAACCACUAAUCACGACCACGAGGAGGUUACCCCAUGUGACUCUACCCUCCCUAGCAACCGGGCCAAUUUGGUUGCUUAGGAGACCUGACUGGAGUCACUCAGCACACCCUGGAUUCGAACUCGCGACUCCAGGUGUGAUAGUCAGCGUCAAUAUUCGUUGAGCUACCCAGGACCCCUUUUUUUAACCUUUUUCAUAUAAAAUGACAGACUAAUUUCAUAGAUCAUAUAUGAUGUAUCCUAAAUACACACAAUUAAAUCAUAUUUUUACACUUUUCGCAUAAUUUGGUUUGAAAUGACGGCCAAUAAAAUGUGAUAUUUCCCUUGAUUUUUCUGUAUUUUGUCUCAUAUUUCUUGCUCUUCACUGACACUUUUGUCUAAUUGGUUAACAAGUACAAUAACUUUUGAAAAAACUUUUUUCUAACUAGUAGCACCUAAUAAACAUCUGUCUGCACUGGUCUCAGAACAGUUUGAAAUGCACCUUAUUUUCAUCCUAACUCCAUAUAAAGCCUCUGAAAGCAACAUUUUCCAUUUUUGGAUAUAUCCAUUAAUUCUCAAUGUAAUGCACAGUAAAUAUAGGAUAUUUUAACUGAAACUGAGCAUACAGUCCACUAAUGUGGUCAUUGUGUUUAACAGCGUGCCAAUUCACGAUAUAAUCGCUUAAAUUUUAAAAAUGGCAUAUCGGAUGAAACUAGAGACUCUAAUCUUUUGACUCAAACAGGUUUUAAUUUAAAAACUUAAUUCAGUUUCUUAGUUUUGUUGGCGUUUCUCCCAAAGACAAACUCCGCUGUGAUCAGCGCCAUGUUGUUUGGUCACAUGACUCCAUACGUCAAAAGUUUAACCCUUUACUGACAGCACAGAGUCUCCUGAUCUGAGAUCAGUCCGUUUAAAUUAAAUUAAAUUAUGCGUUACGUGUAGCGAAGCCAAAAUACAACGUCCACGCAUGUGUACACGGUCAAACGUAAUAAUUAGUAUUUUUACUAGUUUAAUAUUGAAAGUCUAGGUCUAAAUGAUAAAACUGUCAAAUCUAUACAUUAAAGACAUUUUAAAAGUACCUAAUAAUGGCCUAAUAAAAAGUGUCCAAGUCAGUUUUAAUGGGACCUUCAUAUAACAAAAAUGUAAAAUCUGUUUGUUUUAAUGUAAAUCAACCCUUGUGACAUAAAAGUGCCCGAAGAUGAAGAUAUCAAUUGGUUUGUUGCGAUUCAGAUUUUUACGUUGUUGUAGGAGUUUUCAUUGUAUCUUUUAACUUGUGAAAUCAGCUCUUGACCCAUAUGUUUAGUGUAUAUCAGGAUAUAUUUUUAAUGGCCUCAUUCUAUGAGAACUGAUCAUAUAUGGUAGUCGAUCAAACAGCUUUUGAUGUCAAUUGUGUUCAGGGACCCUCGUCUAGCAUCUCAGUUAAACCUGCUCAUGAUCGGUUAUAUAACUCGAGUGAUGCGUAUGAUCUCCUGCGCAAAACUGAAGACAUUAUGUCAUUUAAUUAUGUUUGUUUGGGAUGUUUGAACUUCAUAAUACAUUAUAUACCCAAGUUUAACCAUAUGAAUAAAGUAAUGAUGAUUUAUGAUAUAUUUGUGUGGUAAAGAUGCCAUUUCUCCUGUUGGUGGCAGUAUUCUGCACGUGUGUGACGUUCAGUACUGUACUGUGGAGUUUCUUAAAGGCGCAGUUCACUCAAAUUCUGACAUCAUCAUUUACUAACCCUGACUUUCUUUCUUUCAUGGAACACAAAAGGAUGUUUUAGUUAAUACGUGCAUGUUAGAUUUGAUCUCAUGUUUCGAGUUCCUCGUGCUGUCAUUCUGCCUCGUGUUUUUCAGGGUUCUGGUGUGUGAAAUGACACAGUGAAUGUUGGAGCUGCUUCAGAAUCCAGAACUACAGAGGCAUCAGAUCAUCUGUGAAAGUUUUCUGAAUUCACCAAUCAACAGUCAUGGCACUAGUCCAGUCUCUCCCGGUGUCCAUUGACCAUCCAGCACCAGCUCUGGACCCUCGUCUCCAUCGGCGCUCCCCGACCGGAGCGAUGGGUGCAGUCAGCAGCAUGAUGCCCAGCCAGAUCUCCUAUCAUGACCGAGCCAACCUAGAGGUCAGCACCAAAUUCCGUAAGGGAACGCCGGGGUCAGGACGGCUGCUGUCAGACUCCUCAAAGGAGUUUCUAGUUGGCAGUCGCACUCCGUCCAGUAAGAGGAGGGCUAUUGUGGGCAAGGGGAAGGGCUUUGGUGGUCGUUCAUACUCGCAUGAAGACUUGAUAAGAGACUGGGACGAUAAUCAUUUGGAUGUGGGUUUGACUGGAGUGGACGGACCUCCAAAACUUGUCCCUGUGUCUGGACAGUUAGAAACGAACAUUCAGCAGGCCUUGAUCAGACCCACUGCCUUCAAACCCGUCGUCUCCAAGAGUCGCAAUGCAGUGCAGUACCUUUCUCCACGAUUAGGUGGCGCUCUAUCAGGCAGCCAGGGAAACCUCAGCAUUUUUUCUCAAGGAGAUGAGGACCUUGCAACCAUAACGAUGGAACGACGCAGUUCUUACAGUGGAGCUCGCAACGGUUUGUUCAGCCAGUCUUUUACCAUUACGGACACCGCAAGGAACUCCUUAACAAACAUCUCAUCAUAUAACGGCCCCGUAUAUAACCAAAGUGAGGUGACCAAACAUCACGGACACUCAAACUCUGACAGUGGACGUUCCUCGUCCAGUAAGAGCACAGGGUCUCUGGGUGGUCGCUGUCAGCCGCUGUCAGAUAUGUGCUUCGGUGGACCCUCUCCUCCGCACAUCGAGGCCUACGAAGUGAUUGUGAGAGACUUGGAGGAGAAGCUGAGAGAGAGAGACCUGGAACUUCAGCAGCUCAGGGAGAACCUGGAUGACAACGAAGCAGCAAUCUGUCAGGUGUACGAGGAGAGACAGAAGCGCACAGAGCUGGAGAUGGAGGAGUUCAGACAGACCUGUGCUGCUAAAAUGCAGAAAGCGUCUCAGAAAGCGCAACGAGAUCAACAGCUAGUGCAGCUGCAAGUGUUUCAGCUGCAACAGGAGAAGAAGAAACAGCAGGAGGAUUUCACACAGCUGCUGCAAGAACGACAGAGACUCGAGGAGCGCUGCGCCACUUACGAAAGAGAACACACACAGCUCGGCCCCAGACUGGAGGAGACCAAAUGGGAGGUGUGCCAGAAGUCCGGUGAGAUUUCAUUAUUGAAGCAGCAGUUGAAAGACCUGCAGGCCGAUCUGUCUCAGCGUGUUGGUGAACUCAUGACUCUGCGCGGGCAGCUGAGGGAAGUUCGCGCAGAGCUGCAGACGUGUCAGAGUCAGCUGCAGGAGGUGCACACGGCCUCUCGUACCCGAACUCUUGAGCUCGAGGUGUGUGAGAAUGAACUGCAGCGUCGCAAGAGUGAAAACGAGCUGCUGAGAGAGAAAAUGAGCUGUCUCGAAGGGGAGUCGUCUCGUCUGCGCGAGGCUCUGAGCGCCACGCACGUCCAUAACUCAUCCUCCUACAGAGGGGGCGGGGAGGAGCAGCGGCUGACCAAUGAAAGUGAGGAGUUAAAGGGAUCCAAGCAGCAGAUCGACAGGCUGAAGGCGGAGCUUGCUUACGAACGCCAGAGUUUGUCCAAUCAGGCCGCAACCUUCGAGAGUGAGAGGAAGAGUUGGGAAGAGGAGAAAGAUAAAGUGAUUCGAUAUCAGAAACAGUUACAGCAGAACUACGUACAGAUGUACAAACGGAACCGUGCACUGGAGCGAUCUCUGCGUGAACUCAGUCUUGAGCUGGAGUCCAGAGAGCAGGACGAUGAAAGCAGCGGUAAUGAAGUCACCUUUGAUGACAUCGCUGCUACGGAGAUCUAACAUCCAUCUUCAAACGUGUAACAUUGUUUGAGAAACUAGUAAUGGAAUAAAUUAAAUAUGGUCUACUGCCAGUACUAGUUCUGCAUUAAAUGCAACUAAGAGCAGUUAUUUUGAGGUCACAGUACAGUUACAACCCAUCUUUCGUUUAUCAUGAUUUGUGUUGCCCAAGAAUUAGAGAAACUUCAAUAAUUACGAUAGGGCUUCACUCAAAGUGUCAUUCAUUAUUCUGGGAUAGUAACUCAAAACAAUGUGGCACACAGUACUGUCAUAUUUAUUUGAAUACUGAGGGUUUAAUUAAACUUACUGAAGUGAACUUUAGUGGCAUUCAUGUAUUUGAGUAGAAUUCACAUCAUGAACGCAGCAUUAUUUAACACUUAAGUCAGGUAAGAUUCCAUGCACUCUGGAUUUAAGGGACAUAAACCAUUUCUAGUUUUCUAAAACACUCAUGACUGUUAUAUUUGUACCCAAAUAAAACACUGUCACUGUUGAGAUGAAUUGUGGACUUUGCCUAUGAAGUGUAUCAUAUAGAAGUCACUGUGAGUAGACCAAAGCAUUGCGAGAAACUGCUCUGUAUCUUGUGGGUGAUUCUUGUGGUGGUAUUGUAAUUUUAUAAUUAACAGUGUUUGUAUGAAGUCAAUACGUUGUAUAUUUUUUGUGUUGUAUAUUUAAUGUUCCUAUAAGCUGUUGGUAAUUAAACACCUGCAAUGAAUAACAUAUGCUGUUUUUAUUCAAAUAUUAAUGUACUUAAAGAGCCCGAAACAACUUUUUUGUAAAUACUGACCUUAAUCAUGAAGUGUUAAAAUGGUCAUCUGAGCUCUUAAAUCCGGAGUUUACAAAUAUGUUCAUGUCCCAAAGUGUCUUGGGAGCAUACAGUUAAUUUUUUGGGACGGUUGUGAAUUCUGAAUAAUUCAGAAAGUGGUACAUCAAGUUUGUUUCCCGUAAAACUGACACAGAUGAAUCAGGCAAUGUCAGUUUAUUUUCCUGACAUUCCAGAAUAAUCUAUCAUCUGUGGAAUGUUGAUUGCAUUAUGCCUAUUAAUUAAAUGGGUCA
Messenger RNA from Myxocyprinus asiaticus (Chinese sucker), 5854 nucleotides. RefSeq names its product leucine zipper, putative tumor suppressor 2b (gene lzts2b). Gene Ontology annotation, biological process: negative regulation of canonical Wnt signaling pathway; cell division. NCBI's taxonomy places the organism in Eukaryota, Metazoa, Chordata, Actinopteri, Cypriniformes, Catostomidae. Bases 2912 to 4804 code for a protein of 630 amino acids. The record is from RefSeq and is a predicted model, not a curated record. The transcript has 6 exons.